This is a messenger RNA of Lotus japonicus, 1306 nucleotides long. RefSeq lists its product as uncharacterized. NCBI's taxonomy places the organism in Eukaryota, Viridiplantae, Streptophyta, Magnoliopsida, Fabales, Fabaceae. The record is from RefSeq and is a predicted model, not a curated record. The transcript is spliced from 2 exons. The coding region runs from base 456 to 968 and encodes 170 amino acids.
GGAUUAUGUUAAGAGUUAGGGUUAGACGUAGAGCCUAUGAGCCAAACCCAUUUGUAAUUUAAGUUCGUACUUUGUACUACACGUUGUACUACUCUUAACCAAAUAUUAUAUAUUGAGGGAGGCUGGACCUAGCAGUGAAUCCCAUUACAAUGUCCCUUUCUCUCUCUCUCUCUCUCUCUCUCUCUCUCUCUUAGUUCUUUUCUCUGUUUACAACCAUGAUGCAUCAAUUCGCUACUAUAGAGUACCAAAUUAUGCUGGAAAUUGGCACUCUUCACAAAAUCAAAGGCCUUCUUAUUGACCACCUCCUCCAAAAUUUGUUCCAAUCAAUUCUGGAUAUCAGCAUUCACAUCCACCUUCUACUGCACACCAUCAGCCACAGGCCUACCUUACUACACCUGAUUCCAAUGCCUCUCAGGAAUGGUUCAUUAAUUUUGGCGCUACUCAUCAUGUAACUCAUGAUGCUGCCAAACUAUUGGAGAGUGUUCCUCUCACCGAUUCAACUUAGAAUCAAGUCUACACGGGUAAUGGUCAAGGACAAUUCUGAAGUGUUACUUCGUGGUACUCUUGGCUCUGAUGGCUUAUAUUCCUUUCGCUCUUUGCUACGAAACAAUGGCUCUUCUCACGUGACCAGGGAUGCAUCUUUCCCGUUAGUUCAUUGUACCUCUGUCAAUAGUUUGCGUACUCAUAAUAAAGAUUUCCUAUUAUCUAGUUCUUCUAGUUAUACAAUUUGGCACUGUAGACUAGGACAUCCUCACUUUGAGGCAUUAAAGACAGCUCUUAAUCAUUGUAAAAUUUCAUUACCUGAUAAAAUGUCCUCUGAUUUCUGUUCUGCUUGUUGUUUGGGUAAGCACAUCGUCUUCCUUCACACACUUCUACUUCUACUUAUACUAAACCUCAUGAAUUACUGUUCUGCGGUUUGUGUGGACUUGCUCCAAUGCAGUCAUCCUCUGGUUAUAACUACAUAUUAACAUGUCUAGAUGCUUUUUAUCAUUACACUUGGGUCGUUCCUUUAAAAACAAAGUCUGAUACCUAUCAAGCCCUUGUUAAUUUAAAAAAUAGCAGAAUUACUACUUAAGACUAAGCUAAAGUCAAUUCAAACUGACUGGGGUGGAGAGUUGAGGCCACUGUCUAAAUACUUCUUUGACUUAGGAAUCAUUCAUACAAUUAUUUGUUCACAUUCUAAUCACCAAAAUGGUUUAGUUGAGCGUAAACAUUGUCACUUAGUUGAAGCUGGACUUACUCUUGCUCAUGCUCAAUUACCGAUGAAAUAUUGGGACCAUGAUUUUCUCACUACUGUUUCCCUUAU